Scaptodrosophila lebanonensis is the source of this 2318-nucleotide messenger RNA. RefSeq names its product BTB/POZ domain-containing protein 17 (gene Tango10). The coding region runs from base 1 to 1644 and encodes 547 amino acids. Gene Ontology annotation, molecular function: protein binding. The record is from RefSeq and is a predicted model, not a curated record. The transcript has 4 exons. NCBI's taxonomy places the organism in Eukaryota, Metazoa, Arthropoda, Insecta, Diptera, Drosophilidae.
AUGAACGUAGCCAAUAGCAAUGGUGGCGGUGGGGGUGGGGGCGCGGCUGGUGCUGCUGCGGCUGCUGUCGCUGGUGGCGCAGCAGGCUGUGGCAAUGGUGGUGCUGAUAACGCCAAUGCAGCCACCAAUGGUACAGAAGGCCUUACCAAUCCAACAGAUGACCAGGAUGCCAAGAGACGCAAAUGCUUGGAGUCGGACGAGGCACAGGAUGGUGCGAGUACUAUGAUUGAUGCUAACAGCGUUCUGAACAAAAUCGCACACCUUUAUGCUGAGCAGCUGAUGUCGGAUAUUGUGUUGUUGGUAGAUGGGAAAGAAUAUCCCGCACACCGUGUUAUACUUUGCGCCAGCAGCGAUGUUUUCCAGGUGAUGCUCAUGAACCCGGAGUGGAAUGAGUGCAGCAAACACAUAAUUGAGCUGCACGAGGAGGCGUGCUGCUCGGCCGUUUUUCCACAGUUCAUCAAAUACCUGUAUGUGGGCCACAUCGAAGUUAAUCUGCAGACAGUAAUGCCGAUGCUGGCGCUCUCCGACAAAUAUAAUGUGCGCGACCUCAUCGAAUUAUGCGUGGGCUAUAUGAUGAAGCAUGUGGCGAAAGCAGCUACCAGCGGCUAUCUGGUAUCAUGGCUGCAAUAUACGCUCUCUUUCUCGCCCACGCAUAAUGAUCUCACCGAGACGCUGAAGCGUUUCCUCAAAUGGAAUCUGGAAAUGGUGGCCGAGUCCAAGGACUUUGUGGACAUGGAUCCGGCCAUAUUAAUACUGCUUCUGCAGCAGAAUGACAUUGUCAUCGCCAGCGAGUACAAACUCUUUACUAUACUUCAGACAUGGCUGCUGCAUCGACGCGAACAGUCGGACACCACAGCCAAUACAAGCGCCGAUAAGAAGGCUAGUGCCAACAAUUUUAUGGAACUAAUCGAGCAGACUGUCGUACAUAUACGCUUUGGUAUGAUGACGCCGCGCGAAUUGGCACAUCUACUGAUUGUGCCACUAAUUGAGUACCAUAAGGAGUUUCUGGUCGAACGGAUUGCCAUUGGGAUGAGCUAUCAGUCCGGACAGGAGGAUCGUGUGCGUGAGAUACGCGCUUCCGAGGGCGGUGAAUUGCAGUUUACGCCACGUCUCUAUUGGAAUGAUACCUGGAGUGUGGGCAUCGAUGUGCAUAAUUUUGAUGAGAUAGAGGACUACAAGAAUUAUGUGACAUGCUUCUUUUCGCAGCGUCACAUUGCCGAGACUGAAGAUGAUCCUUGCAUGACCUGGGAAAUUGAGUUUUUUCCACGUGGCGUCAAGUAUAACAGAGCCAAAAUGGUGUGGGGUGAGGAUGUGCCCGGCUGCUCGCUCAAUAUUGUACGCUUGCGUGUCACCUGCAAGCACCAGACGAUUUGUGAAGAGCGCUUUAAGGUUGCUGUGCUCAUCGUUGGCGUUCAAAACAAAAUAACGCACAUUCGCACCGUAAUUGAACGCACCGAAUACUUUUCCGAUGACUCCCGUGUCAUCAAUCUAGACAAUCUAUUGCCCUACGAGGAACUGGAGCACACAUCGCCUUACUUAAGUCCCCAUUUAACUGGCAACCAGCGGAAUACAUUGUCUCUGCAUGUCGUUAUCACACCAAUGGAUGCCCACACCUGUCGCGAUACGCCGCCAUUUCAGUUUUAAGCACACAGUUCCGUAGAGCAAUAGAAAACUGUGAACUCGCUUCACAGACACUACAGACACACCAACACACACCCAUAUAUAUAUAUAAAUAUUAUAUACGUAGGUAACCAGUGCUCCCAAAACCAACCUAUAUAUGCAUAUACUUACACAUAUGCCUAAAAGUACACACACAUAUAUGUGUAUAUAUGUAUAUUUAAAUGUAAUGUAUAAAUCAACAUAAUACGCGCAUCUGAAGCAUCUGUAUAUUAUAUACAUACUUAUGUAUGUAAGUGUGCACUGACCGUUGCGCUGUAAAUGUCAAGAAUUCAGCUCCAAUUCACACCAGUUUAUCUGUCAGCUACUUAUCAUGAUAAUCAAUUAAUGACGGAUAAGUUGACCUGAAUGCAAUAAUAACGCAUCUACAUUUAGAGAUAAUUUAUGUAUCAAAUUUCUAUAUCUAUAUCUAUAUUCGGUUUUUAAGUCCAAUUAUCCUUAAAUUCUUCAUUUUAAAGUGUUUGUUUUUUAUUAGUUAAGUCAAAAAAGUGUAUAGCAAGGCUACAGGAUUGUGGUGCAUUUUUAGUUGAAGUUGCAGUCGAUUUUAGAUUAAGUUAACAUGCAGCGCAAUGGCCACAUCAGUCAACAUUAGAUCCGUACGAGGAAAAUGUCAAUAAACGUUGAUUUGUAUUGAAAAAGAA